CCUCAUUCUUAAGCUACAUCCUACCAUACCUAGGUCAUAAUUAUAUAGCGACUACUCUCGUCCUUUGAUUGUGGAGCCCUUUCUCCGCCUUCUUUUUGUCUUUACCGAUGUUUUAAUAGAUGUUAUGGCCGUCUUCGUGGUAGCUGCCUCGAGAGAUACUAUUCACCUUCUGAUAUCAUAGUAACUGUAGUAACACGCGACACUUCGCGAUGGCGGCCAUUGCCUCUCCCCCUCUACCAACAGUCGUACCAGCUCAGCUAGGCUUUUUAGCUAUAUACAAUCCUUCGCUAGGGACGACUGACGAAACCUUAGAUGACCAGAUUGUCUACUAUGCCUCCGUAAACACCCAGACCAAGAAACGGCGCCACCGCUCGCGGGGCAAACCUAUCGAUAGCAUCUCCCAAGAAGAACGGAAUGAGCGGCUGAGGCAGAUUGGUCUGGCGCAGGGUAUGGUCGAGUUUAGUCGCGGGUUCUCUGAUGAUAAACCCCUCGAUACUAUAGAGACAGAGAAGAGCCGCGUUGUUCUACACGAAUUAGAGCCGGGCUGGUGGAUCUUGGCUUCAGUUGAUUUAACGAAGCUACCUCUCCCGCCGCGACUCGGCGCUCCCGUCCCAAACCAGAAAGACAAUACGUCGGAGAAUGUCGAAUAUUCGUCUCGAGAACUCAAACCGGCCGCUCUUCUUAUGCAAGAUCUUUUACGCGCCCACUCUAUAUUCCUACUACACCACGCGGCGUCCUUAAGCGCUUUGUUUGUCCGGUCGAAACGGUCCAAAUUCAUUAGUAUAUUAAGUCGAUAUUGGGAUUUAUUCUUGUCAACAUGGGACGUCAUGUUACAUGGGAAUCCUGCCACUAGCUUAUUUGGGGGUAUAAAAAUUGCUGCCUGUGGCGAGCUCGGCGUUGGCGUCGGCGAGGAGGAGCGUGGGAGCGGCGAAAGAGAAGUUCUAGAAGGGUUCGUCGAUAGAGUCGAGGGCUUAAUAGACUUAAUCGUAUGCAAAUUCGGCUCUUCGGAAUCCGCAGUAGGCGAAGACUCUUCUAAAGAUCCUAAGUUGACUGAUGGACCAACCAAAAAAUGGCUCGGUACCGGAGAAGAACCUGGAGCGGAAGAUGGCGCUAUAUUCCUAGGUGUUGGUUCUCUCACUCGAAAGUCGCUGCGUGAUGUUACCUACUGGAUGGAAGACCUCUACACCUGGGGCGAGGAUGCCUAUGGAGUAAGAGAAAGUCCGGCUUCGAUACGCCAAGCUAGGAAAUCUAAGAAACGUACCUCACCAAGCAGUAAUGAUGCGGUUAGGGGUUCUGUGAAAAUUCCAGAAGCAAACGACCCGAACAAUUCAAAACAACCAAGCACGCAAGACCAACCAACGGAUCCUCAAGAUUUAGAAAAUGCGCCACCAAAGAAUGCAGAAGAUGCGACCGAGGAAAGUGGUGUCAAUAAAUUCAUGAGCUACCUUAAGAUGGGCUAUGGCACACAUUGGACAUUAGGUAACGCUGGUGGAAGCGAAGAAACUGUCCAAGAAGAGACCAUACCUAUAGAAAGUUCAAAAAAGGAUGAGAUACCUCCCAAUAAUUCCCAUCGCUCCAAGAAAGUAAGCGGUGAUUCGGGCCACUACCUGAUCGGACUCCGCGGCGAUGUUGAAGAGACUAGUACCGUCGAGCAUGCCGAAAAUAGGGAGCAAUCUGACACCCCACCCGAAGAGGUUGGAUAUAAUUCAAGAGUCCUGCUUCGAACUCUUAUCGUAGAGCUAGAGAAUACAAAACGGCCCGAAGCUGAAAUGACCCGGGAUUUUGGAAGCCAAGACAAUGAACUUGCUAGUCACAAGAAUGCUCAGGGUCCGGUAUCUCAUUUUGACAGUCAAGACCGCAACAAAACUCACAAAGUGCGCGUGGUGGUAUACGUUAACAAGCCAUUCGUAUAUACGUUCCUAUUCCAGAAUCGAACGGACUCUUUGGCCUGGGAAGGACUCUACAGGUCAUUACACUAUCAACUUGCGCCGCUUCGGAAACCGUUAGCUACGUCUACAGCUUAUCGCCCUGGGAGACCGGAUAUAGGGGCUGUAGGACCCCAUAUAUUUGAUCUCAUCUGGGAUCCGGAAGCUAUGACAGUUCACUCUACAAUCCCCAGUAUACCGACGCCGGGACAUAUGCUGCAGGAAAACGCACAACCCGUCUGGUCGCGGGUCGAGGCAAUAAAUACUCAUCAUCAAAUUCUCAACACAUACAUCACAACAUCAACAGAUCCGUCUGAACUAGAACGUACCUGCAAGACUAGUCGCGGGUGGUGGAUCGUCUGGACACGCAUAAUAGGAAAAGACGGUAUCCAGUCUUCAUCUUCUUCGCUGCCACCAGAUCCUUCGGACAUAAGCAUCCCACAUAGCGAGUCGGCGGAGAGCGUGGACUCGCAGAGCAGGCCAAAGCGAGGGAAGGUCGGAAAAGAGAUAUUCCUUAUUCGCAGAGCGGGCGAACACACGAGGCUCAGGGGCCUAAGCAGCUCGUAUGCCGAGGGAGGCGGUGGUUGGACUGAUGGUGCAAGUCGACUUGCGCAGGGUAUUGGCGUGGAUACGAAAAAGUAUAUCGAGGGACUAUUGAGCCUGGGUCGGUGAGAGACCGUGUAGGUUUACGAGGCUUGAUCUAUGAAGCGCUAAGACUGGCGCGAAAGCUAAGAUGACAGAUGGAAUAAUUGCGCAUUUUAGAUGAUCUCUGGCAAGGUUGCUAAGACCCCUCCAGCCCUGUGAUGAUGGGACACGACCAUGGAAGACACGUGGUGGAUAAGCGACAUACUGAGUUUUAGACAGAGUAGCUCAAUGUGGAGGAUGAUUAUGAAGAUUGGCAGAGAUAUGAUAAUAAGUGCUGGUUCAAACACAAACCAAGCCAUGAUAACGAGAAGGAC
This is a messenger RNA of Annulohypoxylon maeteangense, 2884 nucleotides long. RefSeq lists its product as uncharacterized. Lineage: Eukaryota; Fungi; Ascomycota; Sordariomycetes; Xylariales; Hypoxylaceae. The record is from RefSeq and is a predicted model, not a curated record. Gene Ontology annotation, cellular component: intracellular membrane-bounded organelle; Mon1-Ccz1 complex. The transcript is spliced from 2 exons. The coding region runs from base 210 to 2597 and encodes 795 amino acids. Gene Ontology annotation, biological process: vesicle-mediated transport.